AUGGUCUUGAAGCUCGUCGAAGCUGCCAUUCAAGAUGCCGCCGCUGCGAAUCUACAGCACCUGAGAAAAUUGGUCAAACCUGAACAUCUGCCCCCGUGUCUGAGGCGCCUCGGAGAGAUCUCGGAAUUUCACAACCCUGCCACUGAGCCAGCAGGCUUGCCAAGAUUUCCCGGGAAUUAUAAUAGCAGUGUACCCAACGGCUACCAGACCGCUACAUUUAUAGCAGUCAAUGGCCAUGCAGAAGCGUCGCAACAGCCUGCCUUGCAUUACCUUGUCUGCCCAACAUCAGUGGUGGCCGUUGAAGAUCUUCACACAAUCUUCUCGUCAAUGGAACCUUCGCUAGGCGUCGACUUCGAGCCACAUCUCCGCAUCAUACCAGUGCCUCUGUAUCCGCCUUCUUCAGCAAAGCAAGCGAAGGACUGGAGCCAAGAAUACUGGCCGACGGUGUACAAGGGUGGAAAUCCAUUCGGUCCACACCCUGCUCUGGUGUCCCGUGCUCUAGAAGACGUACACAGUCGCACUGGAAGAUGUAUGAGCCUCGCGAGGCGCGCUGGGGAGGAAGUCUCGUUGGCUGCUAAAGGAGAACCCAUCGGCGCCGUCAUUGUUGAUCGCAGCGGAGGCGAAGACGCCUCCAUCAUUGCGGUAGCUGGUGAUGCACGUUGGCACCAUAUGGACAAAGCUGAAGAGCCAGGGAGUGGGAACGUCACGGCUCAUGCUGUUAUGAGAGCAAUUGGCAUGGUAGCAAGGAAGCGACGAGCCCCGCUACACAAGGGGCUGGCUGCUGAACUUGACUCCGAGGAAUCGGAUCUUGACGCAGACCGUCCGCUGACUCCACUGGAGAGUGACGUGUACACUGCUUCCACAGUGGCACGCGACGGAUACCUCUGCCUCGAUCUGGAGCUAUACAUUACUCACGAACCGUGCGUCAUGUGCUCGAUGGCAAUCUUGCACUCGAGAUUUUCCAGGGUCAUCUUUGGGCAACGCAUGCUACGUACUGGAGGUCUUACUGCGGUCUCACAAAAUAACAGUGGUUUCGACAUCGAAAACGAUGAUCAAGGUUUGGGUUAUGGUUUGUUCUGGCGACAGGAGCUAAACUGGCGCCAUCUUGCAUGGCAAUGGCUUACCGACGAUGAUUUGCAAACACGUAUCAGUAGCCAGGACGUACAUAUCUAA
Letharia columbiana is the source of this 1173-nucleotide messenger RNA. RefSeq lists its product as uncharacterized. Gene Ontology annotation, cellular component: nucleus; cytoplasm. NCBI's taxonomy places the organism in Eukaryota, Fungi, Ascomycota, Lecanoromycetes, Lecanorales, Parmeliaceae. Bases 1 to 1173 code for a protein of 390 amino acids. The transcript is spliced from 3 exons. The record is from RefSeq and is a predicted model, not a curated record. Gene Ontology annotation, molecular function: tRNA-specific adenosine-34 deaminase activity.